GACAAAUCAAACAACAAUUUUAGCCAAUAAGGAUACGAUAUGUUCCUCGGCUCCGGUUGGGGGCGGAACUUGCCAACGUUUGUUGUGGAAAAUGUCAUUCGUGAGACGAGCCAUGAUAACUGCGUCAAAGUCAAAAGUAUUGAGCCUUGCAAGGGCAUCUACUCUUCUGAGCAAUCUCAAUGUGAGCCAUCAGUUACACCGGCCUCCUCAAAACCCCUUGCCCCUUUACACAGCAGGGUUUCAGCGUUUCAGCAGCGCCUCAGCCCAGGAGAAGCCAGCUGUGUCCGGUCCAGCUGAAGAUAAAAUACAUCUCACUGAGUCAUGUGUGAAGAGACUAGGGGAAAUCAUGGGGAACGGGGAGUACCUGAGAAUACAUGUAGAGGGAGGAGGCUGCUCUGGGUUCCAGUACAAGUUCUCUGUUGUUAGUAACAAGAAUGAAGAUGACAGCUUGUUUGAGCAAGGAGGAGUGGGCGUUAUCGUGGAUCAGGACAGCCUGGAGUAUGUGAAAGGAGCCACUGUGGACUUCACCCAGGAGCUGAUCCGCUCCACUUUCCAAGUGCUCAAAAAUCCUCAAGCUGAUCAUGGCUGCUCCUGUGGCAGCUCCUUCUCUGUCAAACUAUGACCUUGUUUCCCUGCUUCCCUGUGUCAAUAUUACUUAAAACCCUGAUUUACCAGUUUAUUAGAAUAUUAGAGACACUUGUUAAUAUAAUUCAUUCUAACUAUUUCAGCCUAAACAAUUGCCAUAGAGAUUCUUCAACACCUUUCUGACACAAUGUCAACAAAAACUUGACAUAGAUAAAGAUAGAAUUUAUUAUAUGGUUAUAUUACGGAUUGCCUAUAACAGUAAACAGGUACCUAAUAAACUGGUAACGCAGGGCAUAAUGUGAUAUUGGACUUUCUGAUACAUUGAAUUCUUAAUUUCAGUCACUAAUAGCUACACCUAGUGUCACAGAGAAACCGGCCGAUAAUCAUUUUCCUAGAAAAACAGGGUGUUUGUUUUUAGGUGUGAAACUACUUGAACGGGAUGAAAGGCAGAGGUAUUGAUUAAUCAUUGUGCUGUUUUGCAGUUAAUGAGUGGAGAAUGCUCACUGACCGCUUGUUCAUGUUAGUCAUCUGUGAUUUGUCAUGUAUUCAAACAACAGUGCUUAGAUUUGCCUUUGUGUGUAAAAUAUGUAAAUAGACAUAUCUAUGAAGAGCUAAGAUGUAUUAUUUGUUUCACAUAAAAUAAAACAGUGAAUUUCA
Micropterus dolomieu (smallmouth bass) is the source of this 1242-nucleotide messenger RNA. It is a transcript of the gene isca2, whose product is annotated as iron-sulfur cluster assembly 2. The record is from RefSeq and is a predicted model, not a curated record. Bases 92 to 622 code for a protein of 176 amino acids. Gene Ontology annotation, molecular function: iron ion binding; 2 iron, 2 sulfur cluster binding; 4 iron, 4 sulfur cluster binding. Gene Ontology annotation, biological process: iron-sulfur cluster assembly. The transcript has 4 exons. Gene Ontology annotation, cellular component: mitochondrion. Lineage: Eukaryota; Metazoa; Chordata; Actinopteri; Centrarchiformes; Centrarchidae.